GCGUAUGUUGCAUCUUUAAAUGCUUCGGAUAGUAAGCUAGGCCAUGUGUGAGAUGACAGCUAGUGCUGUGGGGUGUUGUGAGAUCUGAUCUGGAUAACCUCUGUAGAGGCUGUAACAUCGUGGGCUAUGGAGGAUCCGAUUUGGAGUGCGAGAGGUCAACCAAUUAAAUCGGAUACAGACCCGAGCGUUUCGCCUGAUGUGUCUUUGGUGAAAAGCAAGGACCAUCAGCACAAGGUGUUUGUUAAUAGGAGUGUAACUUUGGAGAACAUCAAAUGCUAUGGCUUUGAUAUGGACUACACUCUGGCAGCUUACAAGUCUCCUGACUAUGAGAGCCUGGGCUUUGAGCUUCUCAGAGACAGACUGGUGUCUAUAGGUUAUCCCCAUGAGCUGCUACGUUACAGCUAUGACCCUACCUUCCCCACACGUGGCCUGGUGUUUGACACAAUGUUUGGUAACUUGCUAAAGGUGGACUCCAAUGGAAACAUUAUGCUGUGCACUCAUGGAUUCACCUUUCUAAAAAAGGAAAAGAUCCAGGAAUACUACCCCAACAACUUCAUUCAGAAAAGCGACACGGACCGCUUCUAUAUCCUCAACACUCUUUUCAACCUCUCAGAGACAUAUCUAUAUGGCUGCCUUGUGGACCUCUUCAAUGGUUGCAGCAGAUACGUAAACUGCCAGAAAGGUUACAAAUAUGGUGACUUGUUCACGUCCUUCAGAAGCAUGUUCCAGGAUGUUCGAGACGCAAUGGACUACGUUCAUGAGUCGGGCAGUCUGAAGGAAAGAACACUGAAGAAUCUGGAUAAAUAUGUCAUUAGGGAUCCAAAUUUGCCAGUUCUCCUGACUCGCAUUAAGCAAGUGUCCAAGGUUUUCCUGGCGACCAACAGUGACUACACCUACACUGAGGCUAUCAUGAAAUACCUUCUUGAAACUCCACCUUGUACCAAGAGGCCAAAGACACAGUGGCGUGCAUACUUUGACCUUGUCGUUGUGGAUACAAGGAAGCCACUAUUUUUCGCUGAGGGAACUGUGUUGAGACAGGUGGACACGAACACAGGGAAGCUACGCAUUGGAACCUACACAGGAGACCUCCAGCAUGGAACUGUCUACUCUGGUGGUUCCUCAGACAUUGUGUGUGACCUGCUGGAUGUGAAGGGGAAGGAUAUUCUCUAUGUGGGAGACCACAUCUUUGGAGACAUCCUUAAGUCUAAGAAGAGGCAAGGAUGGAAGACCUUCAUGGUGGUGCCAGAGUUGUCCAGGGAGCUACAGGUGUGGAAAGACAUGAGAUAUCUCUUUGAGGAGCUGAAGCGUCUUGAUGUGUUUUUAGCUGAGUUGUACACGCACCUGGACAGUAGUUCUCCAGAAUGCCCAGAAAUCCAUGCCAUCCAGACCAGGAUGAAGAUGGUGACCUAUAGAAUGGAUAUGUCCUAUGGGAAGAUGGGCAGCCUGCUGCGAAGUGGCAGCAGACAGACUCUGUUUGCCAGCCAGCUCAUGCGUUACGCUGACCUAUACUCUUCAAACUGCAUCAACCUGCUUUACUACCCAUUCAGCUACCUGUUCAGAGCCACCCCUACCUUGAUGCCCCACGAGACUGCGGACCAUCAGUCCUUUGACAUCCCCACACCUGACUUCUUUGCUCUGGAUCAGGUCCGUAGAAUGGCUGAAGGCAAGAACACGAUUGAACAGGGUGACACACAGGAUCUAAAAGAGAUGUGAGGAUGUGUUUACCAAAACAGUUCUGUUUUGACAUGUCUACCAAUUAGGGGUUGUGUGUUUCUUAUUUUUUACUGCUAAUUGACUACAAAAUGUAUAAGACGAUGUAUAGCGCCACCUGCUGGAAGACAGUUAAAUAACUUGUCUUCCAUCUAUCAGACCCACAUUUAUCCAACAUGUGCAUUGUAUAAAGCAGGGGAAAAUACCACUUGGACACUGGAGAUGGGACAAUAAACCGAAAAUGAUUUACAUAAUUCAUUGCAAUUAGUCGCCUAUACUAGAGAAAUGCUAUGUUUUAAAAACGUUUACUGUUUAUCUGUUUGAUUGUCAAUGAGAGAACUGAACAACCAUCAAACUAGACACUGGAGAAGGAUAAAGGAUUUCCCUCCAGUAUCUCUGAGCUAAUAGAUGCAGAUUUGAAGGGUAUUGUUAUAUUUGUUUUUAUUUAUUUGUUUUUAUUUUUGUCUAUCUAUUUGGCUACAUUACUUACAAGCAUUUAUACAAUGCCAUUACUUUUAUACAUUUAUACAAUUCGAUUUCUGGGUAAAUGUGAAUUAACUUUUGAGCAUGUAAACCGAAACAAGCACAUUGCCUAUUUCUGAAAUAUCAAGUUUUCGUAGUGAAUUAUAAUGCAGGCUUGCUUAUACAGCCAAUGUUCAAUAAAGACGUAGGCAUGCGUAUGUAGGGGUUACGUGAUCAAAGCUCAGUGGAUUUGUGUAAGUGAUGACAUGAAUAAGUGACAAAACUUUCUCAUUCUUUCUCUUGUGUUGUCUUCAAAGCAUCCCAUAUUAUAUUUAGAAGCCUACCCGUGCCUUUGUAAUUAGUUGUUUAUUAAAGAUGUAUUAAAUACGCUAAAAGUC
Molecule: messenger RNA, 2570 nt
Organism: Esox lucius (northern pike)
Lineage: Eukaryota; Metazoa; Chordata; Actinopteri; Esociformes; Esocidae
Gene: nt5c2l1
Product: 5'-nucleotidase, cytosolic II, like 1
Exons: 18
Coding region: 127-1713 (528 amino acids)
Molecular function (GO): 5'-nucleotidase activity
Source: RefSeq, a predicted model, not a curated record